AUGCCACAGCUACAGAUCAUCCUUCUGGGAGGUAGAAACUCAGGGAAGAGCGGCGUGGGCAACCUGCUUCUGGGCAAAGAGGAGUUUGUGGCGAGGGAGCGGACAUGUAGCUGCAGGAGAGUAGGCGCCAUGGGAUCUCAAUGGCUCACUGUGGUGGACACUCCGGGGUGGUGGUGCGAUCUGUCCACCACAGACACCUCUGAGCUGGUCAAGAGGGAGAUAGUAACCAGUGUGUCUCUAUGCAACCCCGCUCCUCAUCUUUUCAUAAUCGUGGUUAAGGCCAGGUCAAUUUUCACCGAACAGCGACGCAAAGCUGUAGAGGAACACGUGCAGCUGCUGGGGCGUGAUGUUUGGGACCGAUGCUUCCUGCUGCUGGCCUUCAACCACAGCUGGAGGCUUACAAAGGCAGAGGAACACGUGGAAAGAGCGGGAAAAGCCUUGCAGUGGGUUUAUGACAAGUGCGGCCGGAGAUGUCACUCUCUUGUGCUGGAUGAAGAACACUGCAAAAAUAUAGCGCAGAUCCCUGAGUUGAUGGCGAAGAUACGGACGAUGGUAGCGGCGAGUGGGAGCAUUGCGUUUGAAAUGCCCGGAGCGAUGUUGCUGAAGGCGACGGAAGAGAAGAGGAGGAUGAAGCAAAGGGCACACUUCAGAUUUGUGAAGAUGAAGGAGCGACGGGCCACACAAAGAGCGAAAGUAAAACCCAUGACAGAGAUAAGGAUCGUCUUGCUUGGAGCCAAAGGAUAUGGGAAAUCUUCAGUCUUCAACACAAUUCUUGGAAACAACCAGGAAAACAGCGAAACAACUCGAACAGCCUGUAACCGCGUCGGACAAGCCACUGUUUUUGGUCGACAUGUGACGGUCGUCGAUACCCCUGGAUGGUGGUGCAAUUACUACAGCCACGAAACUCCCAUGUUCGACAAAAGAGAGAUGGUUUUGAGCUUGUCCUUAUGCCCACCCGGACCCCACGCCUUCCUAUUGGUCAUCCGAGUAGACCGUGCCUUUACCGACACCUACAGACGCGCGAUCGAAGAGCACGUUGAGGUUAUCAGCGAUCGAAUCUGGAAUCGAUUAAUCGUUUUGUUUACUUUUGGAGAUUGGCUUGGAAGCACCACCACAGAGCAGUACAUAGAGAGUGAGGGGAAGCCAUUGCAAUGGGUUGUAGACAGAUGCGACAACAGAUAUCAUAUUCUCAACAAUAAAACCAAAGGGGAUGGGUUUCAGGUCCGCGAGUUGUUAGGGAAAAUUGAAGAGAUGGUGUCGGCAACGGGGAGUGACUGGUAUUUUGAAAUUGAGCAAAGUGUAGUCAAAAAUCUGAAUCAGAAAAUCACGCAAGAGGCCGAACAAGCGGAAGCAAGGAGGAUGGUGAAGAAGGAGCAAAGGGAAGCGGCAAGGGCAAAUCUGGAUAACUUCACUCCUCUAUCAGAGCUGAGAGUCGUGCUGAUCGGUGGCAGCAAAACUGGAAAGAGCUCUUGCGGAAACACAAUUUUUGCUCGAGGCUGCUUUAAACCCCAAACUCUGAUGACCUCCUUCCACAAGAACAAAGUCAAAUCAAGCGUGAUGGUCACCGUGCUGGACACUCCUGGAAUAGAAGAAUCGAUCAACCCUGUCCGCUCCUUAUGCCACCCCAUGUUGAUCGAAAGGACGCUGCAAAGGCUCACUCAAACUGGGAAUCUACAAAACAUCAUCGACCAAUGGGGUGACAGCAGCUUACAGGAACUUGAGGCGUUUAUUGACAUGUAUUUUGAAAUGGUCUGGGGGCAAGCCAUGGAAUCGUGUCCAGAGGAGAGUCCGAAAGAGGAAGCAGUAGAGCCGGUGGGAGACGUGCUCGCAUACAUCAACAAGAAACUGUCGAAACUGGACGUCCUGGAGGAUAUUCAAGAGGAUCUGGUGGAAAUCAAGAAGGCCAUAGAGGAGAUGAAAGGGAAAUUAUAA
Knipowitschia caucasica is the source of this 1932-nucleotide messenger RNA. The record is from the annotation of a GenBank genome assembly. NCBI's taxonomy places the organism in Eukaryota, Metazoa, Chordata, Actinopteri, Gobiiformes, Gobiidae.